Molecule: messenger RNA, 546 nt
Organism: Equus quagga
Lineage: Eukaryota; Metazoa; Chordata; Mammalia; Perissodactyla; Equidae
Product: disintegrin and metalloproteinase domain-containing protein 18-like
Exons: 6
Biological process (GO): cell adhesion; binding of sperm to zona pellucida
Cellular component (GO): plasma membrane
Source: RefSeq, a predicted model, not a curated record
AUGUUCCUUCUCCUUGCACUGCUCGCUGAGCUUGGAAAGCUGCAUGCCCGCCUGGAUUCUGAAGGGAUAUUCCUGCAGGUCACAGUUCCACGGAAGAUAAAGUCAAAUGAGAGUGAAGAUUUAGAGAAGCAGGUGAUUUAUAUCAUUACAAUUGGUGAAAACUACACUCUGCAUCUCAGAAAACACUCAUUCUUAUCCCAGAACUUUUUGGGUUAUGCAUACAGUGAAAAUGGAUCUUUGCAUGCUGAGUCUUCAUAUUUUAAGAUGCAUUGCCAUUACCAAGGAUAUGUUGCAGAUUUUCCAAAUUCAGUUGCGACACUCAGCAUCUGUUCUGGACUCAGGGGAUUCCUUUAGUUUGAAAAUAUCAGCUAUGGAAUCGAGCCGUUGGAAUCUUCAGCAGGAUUUGAGCACAUAAUUUAUCAAGUGAAAAAUGACAAUCCAGACAUACCACUGUUAUCAGAAAAUUACAGCAAUAUUUGGCAGAAAGACCAGCCCUACAAGGUUCAUUUAAGCUCACAGGUAACUGUGAUGAUUCUGAUGUUAUGA